GCCAGGCCAGCCGGAAGAUGGUCAACGAGCGGUGGAAGACCAUGGGCGGCGCUUCCCAACUUGAGGACCGGCCGCGCGACAAGCCGCAGCGCCCGAGCUGCGGCUACGUGCUGUGCACGGUACUCCUGUCCCUAGCUGUGUUGCUGGCCGUGGCUGUCACGGGCGCUGUGCUCUUCCUGAAUCAUGCUCGUGUGCCGGGCACGGCUCCCCCACCCGUUGUAAGCACGGGGCCAGCAGGGCCCAACAGUGCCCUGGUCACUGUGGAGAGGGCCGACAGCUCCCGCCUCAGCAUCCUCAUCGACCCACGCUGCCCUGACCUUGCUGACAGCUUCGCCCGCCUGGAGGGCAUGCAGGCUUCCGUGCUGCGGAUGCUGACCGAGCGCCAGGCCCAGCCACAGCUGGAUGGUGCCCCGGAGCUGCUGGACAUGCUGGCUGAUCAGCUGCCUCGUCUGCUGGCCAGGGCCUCCGAACUGCAAACGGAGUGUGCCGGGCUGCGGAAGGGCCACAGCACCCUGGGCCAGGGCCUCAGCACCUUGCAGAGUGAGCAGGGCCACCUCAUCCAGCUGCUCUCUGAAAGCCAAGGCCACAUGGCUCACCUGGUGAACUCAGUCAGCGACAUCCUGGAGGCUCUGCAGAGGGAGAAGGGGCUGGGCCGGCCCCGAGUCAAGGCCGAUCUGCAGAGGGCCCCUGCCAAGGGAGCCCGGCCUCGGGGCUGCGCCAACGGCUCUCGGCCCCGGGACUGCCUGGACAUACUCCUGAGUGGACAACAGGACAAUGGUAUCUACUCAGUCUUCCCUAUCCACUACCCCGCUGGCUUCCAGGUCUACUGUGACAUGCACACAGAUGGCGGUGGCUGGACGGUGUUUCAGCGCCGGGAGGACGGCUCCGUGAACUUCUUCCGAGGCUGGGAGGCGUAUCGAGAGGGCUUCGGCAAGCUCACAGGGGAGCACUGGCUAGGGCUCAAAAGGAUCCACGCUCUGACCACACAGGCGGCCUAUGAGCUCCACGUGGACCUGGAGGACUUCGACAAUGGCACCGCCUAUGCCCACUACGGGAGCUUUGGCGUGGGUCUGUUCUCCGUGGACCCCGAGGAGGAUGGGUACCCGCUCACUGUGGCUGACUACUCGGGCACUGCAGGUGACUCCCUCCUGAAGCACAGCGGCAUGAGGUUCACCACCAAGGACCGGGAUAGUGACCACUCGGAGAACAACUGUGCCGCCUUCUACCGUGGCGCCUGGUGGUACCGCAACUGCCACACAUCCAACCUUAAUGGGCAGUACCUGCGUGGCGCCCACGCUUCCUACGCUGACGGCGUCGAGUGGUCCUCCUGGACUGGCUGGCAGUACUCACUCAAGUUCUCCGAGAUGAAGAUCCGGCCGGUUCGAGAGGACCACUAGACCGGACGCCAUCCAGCCCCAGGUCUCCUGACCACACCCCAUCCCUGUACCCCUUAGUCUACGCCCACUGCUGUGAGAAUACUUUCUGCCCACCCACCUGUUGCAUGGCUGACCCUCUCUCCAUUAGGGGUGGUCUAAGCCAGCCCUGACACUCAGCCCCCUGGGCCAGCGACACCACACAUCUCCUCAUUGUCCCCAAUUCACCCAUGUCCCCUCUCAGCAGCUGACAUGAUCUCUUGCCAGGGCCAAUGGUGGCUGGCACUUGAUGUCCCUGAAUCACCCCUGCUUAGACUUUGGCUCCCAUGCUGUGCCUACUGCCUCAUGGAGGGGAUGGUGGCAUGUGUGCCCCUUGGCUUUGCCAGCCCAAACACCUGUCAUCAUGGGAACAGAGAGAGUCAGGAACAGACUUAACACCCUGGGCCCUGGGGCCUUUGUGGCAUCUCAUGGGAGAAGGCUUAGGCUUUCUGAGGCUUGCCUGCCCUAAACUGCCCAGCCCCACCAUUCCUCUCCCUCUGUGCCUGGAGACCCUGCCUCUCCUGAGAAGACCUCUAAUAGCUGAGGCUGAAGACCGUGUUGGGUUAUGGGCUGAGCAGCUGAGUUCUGCUAUGUCCUGCAGCUGCCUGUGGAGACCCAGACCCUCAGGCCGAGGCUAGCCCCUGAAGUCCCCUACCCCAUGCCUCUUCAUGUCUGUACCCGUCUGCUCUGUCUCUGUCAAAUGAGGUUUAGCCAGUCUCUGCCCAGCCGUUUACCAGCCUCCUGCCCCACUUCUGCUUGGGGGCACAGGCAGGCCACAGGGUUGGGCCAGUGGGAACCUCUUGGUUUUCUGGGCUGGGGCUGAGGUAGGCUGGCCAGUGCUUGUGCUCAGACCCCCAGCCAAGUGCAGAGGGUGGAGGCCUGCGCCCAGGGGAGGCGGGAUAGCUCAAGAGGCUGCGGUCUCUGUAGAGAGGCUGCCCCCUGCUGGUGAUCAUGGGAACUGCCACCUGGGCGCAGCAAGGCCGAAUGGUCACUGGGGAAGGCCACACUGGGUAGUGGGUGGCAGGGGGAGACUGAGGCAGCAGGCCAAGCAUCUGGACAUUGCCUCCACUGAUCCCUCCAAUCACCCUGGACUCUACCAUUGCCCUCUCCCCCACAGGGAGCCCCACAGCCUUCAGGGACAGGGACAGCAGCCAGGCAGGCUGGCUGGAGCCACAACCUUUGGCCACCAACUCUGGUGUUCAUGCCUGGGCUGAGCAAGCUGUGAGAGAAGCUGUCUAGGUUGGGUGGCAACAACCCUCCUUAGGCAGGAGGGAGAGAUGCCUAGGGGUGGAUUAGAUAGGUGCAGGAUGUGGAGAGGGUAGUCACUCUCCCCUCCUUCCAAACUCGUGCCAAAGCCCAAUCCCUCCAUAGGCCAGGUGACCUACGCAGCCCAUUGCCAUGAGCCAUGGACAGAGGUUCACAGUACAUAUGUCUGCUUGGGUCAAAGCCACCCUGGAUGCCAGACAAGAGCAGUUGCUGUCCACUUGACCCCCAGCUGGUGACAGAGGUGGCCAGGUAAUAGGGGACUCCAGCCCGGCAUGAGUAAGGUGCUGGCAGGGACAAAGAGGCACUCAGGAAGCCCCCUGAAGUGCUCAGGUGGCCACACCGACAUGAAGCCCCUUCUCCUUGGUCCCUCUGUAUUCAAGAGGGCACCGCGUCACCCGAGCCCCCAGGGUGCCCAAUCAUAUUGCAGAAGUUGGUGGAACCCAGAGCAGGCAUCCUGGAAGCACCCUCCUCCCCCAAACACACAUUACUGAGACGAGAUCGGCAUUUGCUGCCAGGGUCCCUGCCAGCCGCCGCUCAGAAGUGCCGAAGGCUUUCUGAUGUCUCAACAAACAAGCUCCUGUGAGGGUGAUGCUGGUGGUUUCGCAGAUGUGCGCGUGUGGCAGGAGGCAGGGCCUGGGGCCAGGGCUUGGCUGCAGAACAGACAAGCCAGAGCUUGGCCUGGCAGGGGGACAGUUGAGGAGGCAGGUGAGGGACAGCAUGCAUCCAUGCCUCAUCACGCAGGAGAUGACAACCUUUCAGAGCCCCAUCACCACCUCACAGCACCAACCGCUCUCCCAGAUCGAGGGCAUGGCUCUACACCAGCCGAGUGUGCACAACCGGAUGAGGCCAGGCGGCAGUUCCUCUCCUCGUGCGUGCCUUUCAAAGGCUAGUGAGGCACGAAGUUCCGGCACACCUACUCUGGGCCACAGUUUCUGCCCUUGACCACAGUCCGAUGUCAGUGAGAAUGGCUGUCACCAGAGACGGGAAGCAGGAGUGUGGGGAGAGCCCAUGGCGGCAGAUUCGGUCGGCUCAGACCUGAGUGAUGCCACCAGGCCGGUGUACACAAAAGACCCACAGUCACAAACAUUGCUGCCCCAGACCCAGUUGGAUGGUUUCGGCAGUGGGUGACUGUGACCCAUGUUCCAUGAUUUCACCUGACCAAGCCCACUCUGCCCUUUCCUUCUUUCCUGGGUGAGUAGGGGACGGGUCUCCAUGCCUCUACACUGGCAUCUUGGCCAGUGCACCAUGGCUGUCCCCGUUUAGUGAGCUUCUAAAAUUUCCUUCUUCAUGCCCAGGGAGGCUCUGUGGACCCAGCCAAGGGCCCCACACUCACCUCCAAGGUGGAUCCGCACCGUGAGUCUUUCCAAAGGUGGCUACCCAGCCGGAGCACUGCAAGCCGGGGUUCUGUAGGGGACCCUGGCCAGGCUGCAGGAGAUGCGACCGGGGCUGAGUGUCUGUCCUGCCAUGUGAGCAGAGGACUGGUGUUUGCCCUUGGGUGGAAGCGGCCCACCUCUUUCUUGCACCUGUAACCCUCAUCCCCUCAAGCCUCUGACUGGCCUGGAACUCAAAAGUAGGGGCCACGGCCAUUGAAGGCUUUGGCGUUCCGUCAGCCAACCACGUAAAACUGUCCUAAACCAAGAGGACUUGGCAGGGUAGGUAUGCCCAUUGGCUGGUGUGUGGGGACCACGGGGCAGGGGAGGAGCCAGGAGCUCUCACGACUAGCGCAGCACCCCGUGGACACACGUCGCAUGGAACUUGGUUUUGUGAAUGUUCCUGUCUCCAGUAAAGUUUUGUGGCGACCCAG
Messenger RNA from Jaculus jaculus (lesser Egyptian jerboa), 4482 nucleotides. RefSeq names its product fibrinogen C domain containing 1 (gene Fibcd1). The transcript has 7 exons. NCBI's taxonomy places the organism in Eukaryota, Metazoa, Chordata, Mammalia, Rodentia, Dipodidae. The record is from RefSeq and is a predicted model, not a curated record. Bases 18 to 1397 code for a protein of 459 amino acids.